AAGCGCGCUCGACCACAAACACACGCAGAGACCAGCUACAACAAGGACUGCCAGCGUGUAGCAGGGAUGGUGGAGUGCUAGGACAGAGAAGCAGAGAUGGAGCUGUUUGCAUCGAUACAGCCAGAGAAGCAAAAGGUCGAUGCAGCCAUCAGCGUCGUGUGCGACAGGCUCGAGCAUGCCACCUUGCUAGAAGAUAGGCGCGCAGCUGUGCUCUCUCUCAAGGGCUUUUCACGCGAGCACAAAGAAGCUGUUGCCGCUGAGGGGCUCAGAGGUCUUCUCAAAAGUCUAUCAUUGGACAAGGAAGAUAGUGAGACGCUCAAGGCCACGCUUGAAUGCCUCUUGCAGCUGUUUGUCGUUGAAGACGGUGUUACUGUCGACGAUACAGCGCUAUGGAUCGCGGAUGAAUUCACCUUGAAAUUUGACAAUGUCCUCAACUUGCUCGACAUUGUAGCUGAAACCAACUUUUACACUAGGCUGCAUGCUCUCCAGAUCUUGUCAUGCAUUUUGGAGUGCCGCCAGGUGCCAUUGCAAGAGUGUAUCAUGAGCAGUGCAACUGGCAUCUCUACGCUUGUCGAGAUUCUGAACGAUCAACGCGAGCAAAUCAGGAACGAGGUCCUUUUACUCCUCGUCAAGCUGGUCAAGAGCCACACGGAGCUUCAAAAACGCGCUGCCUUUGAAAACAUCUUUGAAAAGUGCUUUGCCAUUCUAGACGAAGAAGGUGGCCUUGAAGGCGGUAUUGUCACGUCUGACUGCUUUGCCUUGUUGAGCAACUUGCUCGCAAACAAUGUCUCCAACCAAAACUGGUUUAGAGAGACUGGCUUCCUGCAAAAGAUCACACAGCUCUUCCAAGCGAUUGACAAGGAAGCCACGAUGCCACCAGCCUUGCGGAAGAACCUGACGGCUCUCUUCGAAAUUUGCAGGCUGUUCGUACCGAGGAAGUCAGCAAACAAGGCAACACAGCAAGAUGCAGCCAUGAAAGCAGGUAUCGUGACACAGGCAGUGGCAUUUGCCUUUCAACCGGCUGCAUCGCUCGACAUUCGUGCUGCUGCGCUAUCGACGUUGGCCGACUUGAUGCAUGGUAAUCAAGCCUUGCAAGAGUACUUUUCACAAGCGUCUGCACUUGCCAUGGAUCCCUUGGCGGGACACGAGCGCGAUCCAAACGAUAUGGACUCUCUCUUUCAAAUUCUGCUGCAGGGCGGCGAAGAAACGUUCAAGAUGCGAUAUGCGGCGCUCCUCUGCGUCGAAGCAUUCACGGCUGGCAAUCACACACGGCAGCUAGGCAUCCUACAAAAAGUGAUUGACUCUUACCUGAGCGGCAGCGAGGGCUCUCUUCUCGAAGCGGUUGUUGCGCCUGCUGAGGUCGAUGAAUAUCGUACCUGGUUCGCCUGCUGUGCAUUGCUGCGGCUCACGCGCGAUGAUGAAGAGGCACAAGCCAUGUUUACCGAGCUGACUAUUGGCGACGCUGCUGCAGGCGAAGAAGAGCUAUCGUUCAUUCAGACCAUCUCAGGCAAUCUCGUUGCGAGUCUACAGCGUGAACGUCGACGAAGCGCAGCUGCGUACCUUCAGCUCUUGUGCUGUUGGUUGUUUGACUCGAAAGAGUCCAUCAGCAAUUUCUUGGAGGAAGGUAGCACCUUGCAAGCGCUCUUGGCAGAGUUACAGAGUGAGCAAUUGGAUGCAACGACAAAAGGUCUUUGUGCCAGCUUGCUCAGCAUCUGCUAUGCCUUUGACUUCGAUGAGGCCUCUCCCUUGCCUAGAGCGGCGCUUCAACCGAUCCUGCUCCGUAUUGGGCGGGACAGUAUCGUCGAUGCGAUAGUCACCUUUAGCUUCCUUGAGUCUCUUCGGCGCUCGGCGUUGGCAACUGCACAAUAUGAACAAGCAGUCUUGGAUGAUACGUUCAUUGAAUUCUUUCGCGAUGGGUACGGCACGAUUCGUAAAGCAAUCGAUAUUGAGCCCAUUCCUCCGAAGCGGCGUUCUAGGGAAGCGCAAGAAGAGCACGAAAAGAGUGAAGACAUCAUUUCUGACCUGCAGGAACAGCUUGAAUUCAAGAGCACAGGUUUAGCGGAAGCUAUCAAUCAUUUGCGAACACGGCAAGAGGAGCUUCAGCGGCAACGGGAAGAGCUCAAGUAUCUGCAGCAAAAGCACGAGUCGGCGUUGAGCAGUAUCCAGAAAGAGCUUGUCAAGGAGCGUGAAGAGGUGGUGAUUGCCAAGGCAGAAUUGACUCAAGUUCAGCAACAAGCAGAUGCAACCGUGGAAGAGUCUGCGGGACUGCGAAAUGCGUUGCAGGUGGCUGCGAAAGAAUCUGCCGCUGAAUUGGAGAAGCUCAAGGAACGUUUGACCACUGCUACGGGCAAGCUCGAAGCACUCGAAAGCGAAUUGGAGAGCGAGGUGUCUAAGCGUCAAUUCUUGGAGCGGGAGUUGACGACGGGUCGGACCUUAGCCGAGCAGGAACGAACGCAGGCUGCCGAACGUCUUGCGGCUGUCUCUGCUUUGGAAGAGGAAGUGAAGAAGCUACAGGCGUCACUGGCCGCAGCUGAACGACGUGCGACUGAUGCCGAAAAAGAAGCAAGUGAAGCACGCAAGGAGAAGAAAGCGGUCGAGCAAGAGCUUUCUACGAGCAAGACCAGGGCUCACGAUUUGGGCAGCGAUUUGAAGGGUGCUCAGCAAGCUGCCAAGGCUGCAGAAGAAGCUCAUCAACGCGAGCUGGCCAAGCUCAAGCACAGGCUCGAGGCAGCAGAGUCAGCCACAGCCAAAGCGAAGGAUCAAAAGGUCGACGUAUCGGCUGUAGCAUCCCUUGAGAAGCGGGUUGCAAAGCUGGAGGAAGAGAAGGGGUCGCUUGAAGCUGAGAAGAAGAAGCUUGAAGAGCAGCUCGCAACAGCCACAGAAAGCAAAAAGUCAGACAAGAAAGACGACGUCUCAGCCGCCAAGGUUAACGACUUGGAGAAACAAAUUGUGGCAUUGCAAGACGAGAAGGAGCAGCUCAAGAGUCAAUUAGAGCAGGCUCAAGAAGACUUGAUGUUGCUCAUGGAGGACGACGAGAAGAAUGAAGACGUUGACUAGAAAUAAAGAAAUGUGUACAACCAAUGUCAAGACAGAAAAACAGACGCCAAUACCAAAGGCUCAAUACAAGAAAUGGCUCAGUCUUCGUCCUCACUGCUUUCGUCGGCGGGGGCAGUAGCAAGUCCGGUGUCAGGCGGUGACUCUUCCAGCGUGGACUCGAGCAUAUUUGCAAGGUCAUCGAGAUCAUCAUCGUCAUCAUCUUCUUCAAUCUCUGUUGCAGGCGCAGACUUGCUAGAGGCAUCGACUGGCAUUGUACCUUCAUCAGAAUCAUCGCCAUAAUCAAGCUCGUCUUCCAUGAUGUCCGCACGACGAGCAGCAAUGACUGGAGCCUUUGUUUUUGCUUUCGACUUUGGUUUAGGCUGCGCCUUGGCCUUUGCUUUUGCAGGAGCAGUCUUCUUGACCUGAGCCGUGCCCUUUGUUGGCUUUGCUGCAGACUCAGGCGGAUCGGCCACUCCGG
Protomyces lactucae-debilis is the source of this 3514-nucleotide messenger RNA. RefSeq names its product p115 like vesicle tethering protein. Gene Ontology annotation, cellular component: Golgi stack; ER to Golgi transport vesicle membrane; endoplasmic reticulum. The transcript is spliced from 2 exons. The record is from RefSeq and is a predicted model, not a curated record. Gene Ontology annotation, biological process: endoplasmic reticulum to Golgi vesicle-mediated transport; intracellular protein transport; transcytosis. Bases 97 to 3057 code for a protein of 986 amino acids. Lineage: Eukaryota; Fungi; Ascomycota; Taphrinomycetes; Taphrinales; Protomycetaceae.